This is a messenger RNA of Penicillium antarcticum, 468 nucleotides long. RefSeq lists its product as uncharacterized. The coding region runs from base 1 to 468 and encodes 155 amino acids. Gene Ontology annotation, biological process: proteasome assembly. The record is from RefSeq and is a predicted model, not a curated record. Lineage: Eukaryota; Fungi; Ascomycota; Eurotiomycetes; Eurotiales; Aspergillaceae. The transcript has 2 exons.
AUGGCUGCUCCAUUUGAUGUCAAUGCAUUGCAGGAAUCCCUUGUGCUCCCUUUCCCAGCGGCCACAAAACAGGUUGCGGGGUUGGUGAACGGGGUCCAAACAGAUGUCAUGACAAUGAGCUUCAGCGAUAAGGUCAUGGUUACAAUCUCACAAGGUGGUAGACUGGCGCAUUGGCUACACGUACCCAUGGAGAAUCUUAACCCCGGCACUGAGGGUAUGCACACCAUGCCUGAGGGAGAGGAUAACCUCUUGCCAUUCAAGAAUUUGACGUCGACGACUCUACUGGGUGGCCAUUCUUCUGGCCAAGAUAUAACCGGCCAGCUUCUCGCCCGUCAAAUUGCAACUGCCAUUGCUACGAAGACGCCCACUGAAAGCAGGCUACUUGUUGUCGGUCUGGGACUUGGAAAAGAAAUCGCUGACCGAGAUGCGUUCUUCGCCAUUGUCGAUCUUGUUCUACAAUGCAUCUAG